This is a messenger RNA of Populus trichocarpa (black cottonwood), 441 nucleotides long. RefSeq lists its product as uncharacterized. The transcript is spliced from 4 exons. Lineage: Eukaryota; Viridiplantae; Streptophyta; Magnoliopsida; Malpighiales; Salicaceae. The record is from RefSeq and is a predicted model, not a curated record. The coding region runs from base 1 to 441 and encodes 146 amino acids.
AUGCCUUCCAAUGCCACAGCUGAUGACAAUGGUGAUUCACUCUUCAAUGCCACUGCUGUAGCAAUUGACAAAGACAAGAACAGCCAGCAUGCUUUUCGUUGGGCUGUUGAUAAUUUCGCAAGAAAUAACCCGGUUAUUGUCCUAAUUCAUGUCAAGCACAAAAACCAUCAAUAUAAAGUUGCUGAUGGUCAGGCUGACGAGGCUGAGGAGGUGCAGCAGCUUUUCACUUCCUCCCGUGGAUAUUGUGCCCGUAAAGGGGUUCGUUUAAAGCAGGUAGCACUAGAUCACAUUGAUGUUGCCCAGGCGGUUGCGGACUACAUCAACAGCAGUUUAAUUGGAAAUAUUGUUCUGGGUGCAUCAGGAAGAAAUGUUCUUACAAGUUCUAAGCUAUCUCAUGUUAUGGGUGCACAGGAAAUUCAAAAACCAAGAUGUGCCAACUAG